Messenger RNA from Haliotis rufescens (red abalone), 2158 nucleotides. RefSeq names its product N(G),N(G)-dimethylarginine dimethylaminohydrolase 1-like. Bases 36 to 887 code for a protein of 283 amino acids. Gene Ontology annotation, biological process: positive regulation of nitric oxide biosynthetic process; arginine metabolic process. The transcript has 5 exons. Gene Ontology annotation, molecular function: dimethylargininase activity; amino acid binding. Lineage: Eukaryota; Metazoa; Mollusca; Gastropoda; Lepetellida; Haliotidae. The record is from RefSeq and is a predicted model, not a curated record.
AUCACAACGCAAACUCGUGACACCGCCUUUGUUCGAUGCAAGGAGUUGUGUAUUCCGGUGUCAUGGCUCUACGGUGUACAACAGCUAUUGUUCGCAAUGUUCCUAACGUUUUUGUGGAGGCAUUGAGGCUAGAUGGUUCUCAGGCAGUUGUGCUGGAAAAAGCGAAGAAGCAAUUGACAAAUUACAUUGAGACCUUGGAACGCUGUGGUGUCAGGGUUGUGACUCUGCCCACAGAUGAGCGGCUCCCUGACUGCCCUUUCGUUGAAGAUGUAGCAGUUGUUAUCGGUGCACGUGCGCUUGUCACGCGCCCAGGCCACCCGUCACGCCGAGAGGAGGUGGGGGUGAUGAGGGAGGCGCUGAAGUCGCUGCAGAAGGCCCCUCAGAUCUACGAGAUGGAGGACCCAGAAGCCUGCAUGGACGGAGGGGAUGUCUUGUUUACAGGUCGGGAGAUAUUUGUUGGUCAGUCAAAGAGAACCAAUGAAAAAGGUGUGCAGUGCUUGGCAAAAACAUUCCCAGAAUUCUCUGUGACGUCAUUUCCUGUGAGAGACACGCUGCAUUUAAAGAGCCUGGCAACCAUGUGUGGAGAGGACAUGAUAGCUGUUGGAGGGGAUCAGGAGGCCAUGGAAACUCUCAACAGGAUGAAGUCCCAGGCCAAGUUCAAGUACGAGUACGUCCAGUUGGACAACAACGCUGCUGCCAAUGUGCUUCUGGUCAACGGCAACGUGUUUGUGAAGCCUGGCGAUGAGAUCGGCCACAACAACUAUGAUAUACUAAAGAAGCGUGUGAAGGGGAGAGUGAUCGAUGUCCCAUUCUCAGAAUUCUACAAGGUGGAUGGUUGUCUCACCUGCUGUUCGGUGCUCAUUAAUCAGGAGGCUGUCUCGGGAUGAACACCUUCACUCUGUACACCUGCUCAAAUCUCAUAACAAUUGCUUAAUAAAUAAUAGUCUUGGUUCUCAGGCACUGUCCCUAUCAUCAUAAAAUCUGUCGCACGUUUUGUUUUUAUUUCCAUUCUCUAAAAAAUGAAAAAUUCCUAGUGGUUAAAAACAAUGCAAUCAAAAAUAUCACCCUUUACAUGCGCACUGCUUUACUGUGCAUCUCAUGUUUUGAUCAUGGCGGCAAUAGUUUGUACGCUUGUUUACGUAGAGAGGCCCUUUCCCAGAUUGAUGGUACACGACUGUUUAUUUGGUUACAUACUAGAUUGAACAAGCCCCACCCCUCCCCCCCCAAAAAAAAGAAAAUAGAAAUCACCCCACGCCCGCACUAAAUUUUCGAAAGUCAUUACCUGAGAACCAUUUUUUUAUAUUUUUUAAGCCAAAUUCAGUUUUCCUUACAUGUAUAUUUGUAUGUGCAGAAAAUUAUUAGCUGCCGUGUCGAUGGAUAAUUAUUCUGCCCUUGCAAACAAGUGAUGAUGUCUAUUGUCAUAGUAAAUAAGAUACCUACCUGUGUAGGUAGAUAUUUUGAUAAAUGGUUUUAAAAUCUUACAGCUAGGUGAUAAUAAGGAAUUCUUCACUAUGAUUGAUUUUAUGAUUUUUGAAAUGUAAAAUAGUGAAGUACUGUUUUUUCCCGAAUGCCUUUUUUUUUUAUGAUCAUCGCAGUGUUGGGUGAUGUGAGCUUCCGGUACACCAGUGAUGCUGCUCGUUAAGUCAUCUACCUCUCCGUUGUUACCCAUAUAAACCAGGUCACUCAUUUCAGGAUGUGUUCAGUGAAAGUCGUAUUGCUUUGUCCUGAUCAGACCCAGAUCAAGCUUCAACAUUUUUUGACACUUCGGGCAGGCUUAUUUGUAAAACAAAAAGAAUAUCUAUUUUGUGUCACAUAUUGUUUAAAUCAAAGGGUUAACAUUGUAUUUUCAUUAAAUUAUAUGAUUUAGAAACAUUUCACUUGUAUAAAUGUACAUGUGUGAUUGGUUAUAGGAACAUGUUUUUGGUUAAAGCUGAGGAUCAUAUUAUGAGAACAUGAUUGGCCUCUCAAAUCUCUGUAUCUUCUACCACAGUACUUGUGGUAGAAGAUACAGAGACUUGACUUGAGAUAUACUGUUAAACGUGAAAUUAACGCGAGCGUGAAUUAAAUGCGAAAAAGUGAGUGGUCUUUGCUCGCAUUAUUAAACAUCGCAUUUAUAUCAACAAUAAGACAUUUUGGAUAGCAGAAAUACCAACUUAGA